AAAAGUAUUCAGAUGACCCUACCCCUUGACUAAAGUGAGUGUUGGGGUUUCAGUGAGCGUUCGGCGACAGUUUGUGGCCAUGAGGGUUUUAAUAGGAGGGGGCUCUGGUUUUAUUGGCCGGGAGCUGACUCAUCUCCUCAAAGCCAAAGGUCAUGAGGUCACAGUGAUAUCUCGCCAACCUGGUCCAGGAAGAAUAACGUGGGGUGAAUUAGAGUCCGGCGGCCUCCCACAGUGUGACAGUGUUGUAAAUUUGGCUGGAGAGAAUCUCAUGAACCCUCUUCGAUGGUGGAAUGAAAGCUACAAAAAGGAUUUGUUCUCCAGCCGCGUCGACACAACCAAAGCUCUGUCUCGAGUCAUUGCAGAGUCCUCCAGUCCUCCUCACUCCUGGGUGCUGGUUUCAGGUUUAGCCUGCUACAAACCCAGCCUGACAGCAGAGUACACGGAGGACAGCGAGUGGACGCCGUUUGACCUCCUCUCCCGGCUCGUCAAAGAGUGGGAGGCUGCGGCGCGUCUUCCUGAGAGCGUGGCUAAAACCACCAAACAAGUCGUCGUUCGACCUGGGGCAGUGUUGGGUCGUGACGGUGGGGCCAUGAAGCAGAUGCUGCUGCCCUUCUGGCUCGGUCUUGGGGGGACGCUGGGCUCUGGACGUCAGUCGUUCCCGUGGAUCCACGUCUCGGACCUGGCAGGGAUCAUCGCCCUCUCUCUGGAGCCCCCUGCCGACGCGCCCUGCCCCUCUCCACAGGUGUACAACGGAGUGGCACCUGCGUUCAACACCAACUACGAGUUCACCAAGGAGCUGGGUCAGAUCCUGAGGCGGCCCACGAUCCUCCCCGUCCCCAGCUUUGUUCUGAACACCCUGCUGGGCUCUGAGAGGGCUGUGAUCCUCACUCAAGGCCAGAAAGUCAUCCCGAAGCGGACUUUGGAGUCUGGGUAUCAGUACAAGUACCCAGACUUGACCUCAGCACUCAAACAGAUUGUGGAAAGUUAAUUUUUUUAAAUAUAUUAAAGAGUUAUAAAAAUAUAAAA
Molecule: messenger RNA, 1026 nt
Organism: Nematolebias whitei (Rio pearlfish)
Lineage: Eukaryota; Metazoa; Chordata; Actinopteri; Cyprinodontiformes; Rivulidae
Gene: sdr39u1
Product: short chain dehydrogenase/reductase family 39U, member 1
Exons: 6
Coding region: 80-988 (302 amino acids)
Source: RefSeq, a predicted model, not a curated record